UUUACACACAAUGGCCUCUACAGUGUUCGCAUUCUAUCUCACAUGUCUUCUCUUUGGGGAUAUAGCUCAGACAACUGAUGGUAUCCAUAAAGGGGCGCGUUUUAUAUCAGCUAACGUUGGUGGCAACGUGACAUUAGAGUGUUUCUAUGGAGGUGAUGUAGCGACAAGGCUUUACUGGUAUAAACAGUCUCUGGGACAGAAACCAAGGGUCAUCUCCAAUUUCUAUCUGUAUAAAACAGAUAGCACCAUUUAUGACGAAUUCAAAAACAAUCCACGCUUCCAACUGGAUUCUGACCGCAAUAAAAAUCAUUUGACUAUCACAGAUUUGCGCGCUUCAGACUCGGGAACUUACUUCUGCUUAAAUUCCCAUUUAUACAUGAUAAACUUUUCAGAGAGCAUUACCAUCAGUGUGGAGGGUUCAGGUUUGAACUUCCAGACUUCAGUGCAACAGUCAGCGUAUGAUGCCAUCCAGCCAGGAGGACCCGUCAAUCUGAGCUGUAGGGUACAGACUGAGAUCUGCGAUGGAAAACACAGCGUUUACUGGUACAGAAGCGAAGAAGAUUCUCACCCAGGACUUAUUUACAAUCAUGGAGACAGAGGUGAUCAGUGUGAGAGGGAACCCAACAAAACACAAACCUGUGUCUACACCCUGCCUGUGAAUUACUCAAGUGCCACUCGUGCUGGGAUCUACUACUGUGCUGUUGCCUCCUGCGGACGCAUUUUGUUUGGAAGUGGGACCAAGAUCGUCAUUGAUGGCUCUGCAGAUGACGUGAACUUUGCUGCUUCUUUCUGGAGAGGAGCCUUUGCAUUCACCUCCUUUCUGAGUGUUUUAAUGGCUUUUUCAGUGUGUCUGAUGAGCAGGAAGAGCAGCUGCAAAUCUUCAGAGUCUCAAGCCACAUUAUCACCCACAGCAGAUGAAAAGGGUCUCCAACAUGGGGAAAGCAUCUAUUAUGCUGCUGUAAGCGCCAACCUGACCAACAGAUCCAGAAGCCAGAGGGAUCACAUCUGGAGCGACUGCGUGUACUACAAUUUAAAACUGUAGAACUCUAUCGCUAUUUAAUGUGUUUUGAAAAAGACAGGAUUUUUUUUAUGGCACCGUAAAACGGGGCUAUAAGGGACAGCGGGGUAAUAAGGGACAUUUUUCCGGAAAAUGUUUUAAAUGUAAUUCUGCGGUUUUUAUGUUGAGCAGGAUGCGGUUUUGUGUUGUUUUCAUCAAUUAUCCAUGAAUUCUUAAAGAAAUCCAGGUAAAAACCACAGAAUUACAUUUAAAACAUUUUCCGGAAAAGUGUCCCUUAUUGCUCCGCUGUCCCUUAUAGCCCCGUUUUACGGUACUUAAUUCAGAAUCAGUUUGAAAAAAAUCUGUUAUAUAUAGCUUCUUUGUGGUCUGCAGCUGAAAUAUAUAUCUCCCCUUUCAUUAUAUGAUUCAGGAUAUUAUAAUGUAGACUCAAAUACUCAUGUUUAGGAUCUGUUUUGUCUGUAGGAUCUCAAGUCUGCAACGUUGCCAUAAUGUUAUUGUUGUCGAGUGAAUUUUGUUACCAAAUCAGUGCAUUUUGAAGGUUAAAUGAGGAUCCUCACUGAGGAUGAAGAUUGUGUUUUAACCUCAUUGUAUCUCAACAGAAACAUGUAUGUAUUUUUGAACGUGAGCUUAAAGUCGCUGAAGAUCAAUAAAUAUAAUGAAAAUUG
This is a messenger RNA of Acanthochromis polyacanthus (spiny chromis), 1683 nucleotides long. RefSeq lists its product as uncharacterized. The record is from RefSeq and is a predicted model, not a curated record. Gene Ontology annotation, biological process: response to bacterium. Lineage: Eukaryota; Metazoa; Chordata; Actinopteri; Pomacentridae.